CAAAGCAGAUAUUUCUAUUUUCAGAGCGCAGCUUUUAGUAAAGCUCGGCCCUACAUAUCAGUACCACUGGGCUUUGGUCUGUAUGUUUCCUGUCACAGAUGACUGUCUUUGAAGUGGUUUUUGUCUCAGCAGAGAACAGUCUAUUAAUGUAGUGACCAGCAAAUGAAGUAGGAGGAGAGGAAAUCAUGUACAACAUGUACAGACUUUUGAUUAUACAUCUACAACUUCAGACAUGAUCAGAAUCAACAACACCCAAUACUUCCACUUCCUGGAGCAGGCUGAUGCCUUACGCCGCUCAGGGUCACUCUGUGAUGCUAUAAUUUCGGUAAAGAGUCAAACUUUCAGGGCUCAUCGUCUAGUACUAGCCUGUGCUAGCAGAGUUUUAGCACAGCAGCUAGCCCACGGAGACAUAGACAGCCCUGUACGCUGCACUCUAGAGUAUUUUUCACCUCACACCUUCCAGCAAGUUCUGGAUUUCACCUACACGCAAACUCUUGAGGUCUCUGUGAAUGAUCUGCACCUACUGUUAGAAGCUGCACAACUGCUGGAGAUGCAGCCACUGGAGGAUCAAUGCAGGAAGCAGCUGGACACUCUUGACUGCAAGGCAGAAAAGCAGGAAAAAAGAGACAAAACCACUGAUGUCAAAGUAGAAAAGGAGACUCCAGAGGGACAAGAUCAACAUCCAAACGCAAGUCCAUUUCAUGAGGAUAAACUGCUUAAGAGGUCCUUCCCUGGGAAUGAGGCAAGCACUGCUUUGGAAAACCUUUCACCCUCUACUCCUACUAAGACCCACAGCAGUCCAUCACCCCCAAGAAAGAAGGCCAAACUCUCCCCUAUUUCAGAACCAAUUCACAGCAGAAACAGUGCUGUUGCCAAGCCUGCCAGUAGCAAUUCCUCUUUCUCUUAUCCGUGGACUUUCUCUACAAACAUGUGGGACUCUGUGAGCACCUUGAGGCGGAUAGCAGAAAACUAUCCAAGCUUACUUGCAGCUCAUCCUCUUCAGUCACCCAACCAGUCCUCUAUACCCUACCCAUACUCUCUCUCCAGUCCCCAAAUGUUCCCCCUACUAAGUUCUCAUUUUCAAACCCCAGGUCAGAACCCCGUAAUGGGCUACUCAGGCUUCCACCCCCGCUAUGCACAAAACAUUUACGCUGGUCCGACUCGAAUGGGAAACAUAAUCAAACAGAGCCUUUUAAAAAGAAAAAGAUCGAGCCAGAAAGCAUUUCCUGGGACUGUUCAACCUGGUGAAGCAAGUUACCCCGAAGUGUCCAAAGCCAGCAGAGACAGAGGUCAAGAGUGCCAACACUGCAGUCUACACAAUGAGCCGGUGCUGCGGGAGUCAGUCUCUACACAGUUAGGCAAAACCUGCACAGGAUGUCGGUUCUGCGGACGAGGAGACGUUACACCGCAUGAAUCAGAGACCAGAGGAGACCACAGAGGAGAAAAACCCUAUCAGUGCCAACAUUGCCCUAAGAAGUUUAGUCUCAAACAUCAGCUGGACACACACCACCGAGUACACACUGGCGAAAAACCAUUCGAGUGUCGCCUCUGUGGUCAACGUUCACGGGACUACUCGGCCAUGAUCAAGCACCUGCGGACUCACGGCGGGGCCGCGCCAUACCAGUGCACAGUGUGCCUGGAGUUCUGCAGCAGCCUGGUCGCCAUGCAGAGACACAUCAAGAGCCACGCAGUGCAAGACUUCCCCCCUGACUGGAGCAUCAACAGCACCUACCUGUACAUCUCCCACAUCUGAGCUAUGCCUCACAAUCCAACUGCCUCUAUCAACGCAAAGUUCUCAAGAGUGUAGCUGUAAUGUGUACCUCUCAGCUAUAGUCAUUACAUAGCCUACACACAGCUAAGCAUCAAUUAUAUUUCUAAAGGUAAUAUUUUUAAAAAAGUAUGUAUCCAAAUCCAGAGGGCCAUUAAACACUUACCCCUAAGUGAAAUGCAGGAUUACAAACUGGAGUGUAGCAGUAACUUGUAUACAAACUGAAACUGUUCUGUAUUCGCCGUCAAAACUACAGAACAGAUCAAUACAGCACUAAUUUCCAGUGACAUGUCAGAAAAAAGGUAUUGAAAGUGUUUACCAUGCAUUAAAGCCACAUCAACAGCUUAUCCUCAUCGAAUGACGCAGGCAUCUUCUCUCCGACUUUCAUUAUCACUUGACUGUCGUAUAAUCUUUGUGUGUGUGACUUAGGUUUACAGCACCCUCUUGAGGAGAACCACAGUAACAUUAUGACAAAUUUCAACUGAAAUAUGCAACACAAUGUCCAAAUCUAUCUUAUUCUGGACAGAAAGAAAGGAGACUUAUCCAGAAACAGUCAAGAUGAGUUUAAGCUGUAGCAGUACUGCUGAGAGAACUGGCAGCAAAAAUGUUAAUAUGACAAAAAAAAAAAACAAAAACAGGUUAAAGGAGGCUAAAAUUUAGCAAAGAUGACACCUGUCCUCUCAUUAAUAGUAACUAGUUAGAUUAUAAUAAGAGUAUUAUCACAGAGCUUUUGCAUCUAUACCAAGCUUGAUAGUGAGAAUAGCCGGGCGCUUUCUUUUCUUUAUUGGACGUGCUGUAGUAAAGGUCACUCAGAGGUAGGCUUGCCAACUGAAAUACCUCCAUAAAAGGUCCAUACAAGUUUCGGGGUUGAAAUUAUUACAUACAUAUUAUGUAUGUUUGCACACUGCUUCCUGGAAUGAGUUUUCAGUGAAGCUCUUGGGUCUGUUUCCAUCAAAAUGUAUUGGUUGAUUUGUACAGCAUUAUCCUAAAUGUGUAUUAGCUGUGAAAUAAAUAAAUAAACAUUAUUCAUCUUUCACUCUAAUUUUUU
Molecule: messenger RNA, 2816 nt
Organism: Oreochromis aureus
Lineage: Eukaryota; Metazoa; Chordata; Actinopteri; Cichliformes; Cichlidae
Gene: zbtb32
Product: zinc finger and BTB domain containing 32
Exons: 5
Coding region: 233-1753 (506 amino acids)
Biological process (GO): regulation of transcription by RNA polymerase II
Molecular function (GO): RNA polymerase II cis-regulatory region sequence-specific DNA binding; DNA-binding transcription factor activity, RNA polymerase II-specific; protein binding
Source: RefSeq, a predicted model, not a curated record